Manis javanica (Malayan pangolin) is the source of this 2654-nucleotide messenger RNA. The record is from RefSeq and is a predicted model, not a curated record. Lineage: Eukaryota; Metazoa; Chordata; Mammalia; Pholidota; Manidae.
GUGGAGGCGGCAGCCAGGGAGGAAGCGGAGGAGGCGGAGGCGACCGUGGCUUUCGCCCGCCUGCUAGUUCUCUCGGUUUCCCCGCCCCCGCCUGUCUCGCCGCCGCGGAAGGGAGCCGGGUGCGCGCUGUCGCAACCUGCCCUCAUCCUGGCUAACGACUGUUAAGACCGGACACUCAUCCAGAUCAACCUCCCUGUCACGGCGGCUGCGGCGCGGGCUCUGUGGGGCGCAGGCGGGCGGCCUGGGCGCCUGAAGGUUACCGGGUGCAUGAGCGCCUAGCCUCCCGCGCUGCCCCGCCCGCCGGCCCGCCGGCCCGCCCGCCGGCUCGCCCGCCAGCCCCUCGGCGCCCGGCGGCGGCGGCGGCGGCGGCGACGGCCGCAGGAGGCGCCGUCUUCCUCCCAGGUGCGCGCUUUGCUCCCGGAGCCUCGGAACUCGACUGCCGCCAUGGCGUCCAACAUGGACCGGGAGAUGAUCCUGGCGGAUUUUCAGGCAUGUACUGGCAUUGAAAACAUUGAUGAAGCUAUUACAUUGCUUGAACAAAAUAAUUGGGACUUAGUGGCCAACAAUGGUCAUGGUCUUAUGAAAUUCUGGUUGAAUAUAACACCUGGAGAUACAGUAAUUGAUAAAUAUGAAAUAAGACUCAAGACUGCAGCUAUCAAUGGUGUAAUACCCCAGGAAAAUGGCAUUCUACAAAGUGACUAUGGAGGUGAGACUCUACCAGGACCUGCAUUUGAUCCUGCAAGUCACCCAGCUCCAGCUCCUGCUCCCUCUUCCUCUUCAGCAUUUCGACCCAUAAUGCCAUCCAGGCAAAUUGUAGAAAGGCAACCUCGGAUGCUGGAUUUCAGGGUUGAGUACAGAGACAGAAAUGUUGAUGUGGUACUUGAAGACAGCUGUACCAUUGGAGAGAUUAAACAGAUUCUAGAAAAUGAACUUCAGAUACCUGUGUCUAAAAUGCUGUUGAAAGGCUGGAAGACUGGAGAUGUGGAAGACAGUACUGUCUUAAAAUCUCUACACUUGCCAAAAAACAACAGUCUUUAUGUCCUUACACCAGACUUGCCACCACCUUCAUCAUCUAGUCAUGCUGGUGCCCUGCAGGAGUCAUUAAAUCAAAACUUCAUGCUGAUCAUCACCCACCGAGAAGUCCAGCGGGAGUACAACCUGAACUUCUCAGGAAGCAGUACCAUUCAAGAGGUAAAGAGAAAUGUGUAUGACCUUACAAGCAUCCCUGUUCGCCAUCAGCUAUGGGAGGGCUGGCCAAUUUCUGCCACAGAUGACUCAAUGUGUCUUGCUGAGUCAGGGCUCUCUUAUCCUUGCCACCGACUUACAGUGGGAAGAAGAUCUUCACCUGCACAAACCCGGGAGCAGUCUGAAGAGCAAAGCACCGAUGUUCAUAUGGUUAGUGAUAGUGAUGGAGAUGACUUUGAAGAUGCUUCCGAAUUUGGAGUGGAUGAUGGAGAAGUAUUCGGCAUGGCAUCAUCUGCUCUGAGAAAAUCUCCCAUGAUGCCAGAAAACGCAGAAAAUGAAGGAGAUGCCUUAUUACAAUUUACAGCAGAGUUUUCUUCAAGAUAUGGUGACUGCCAUCCUGUAUUUUUUAUUGGCUCAUUAGAAGCUGCUUUUCAAGAGGCCUUCUAUGUGAAAGCCCGAGAUAGAAAGCUUCUUGCUAUCUACCUCCACCAUGAUGAAAGUGUAUUAACCAACGUGUUUUGCUCACAAAUGCUGUGUGCUGAGUCUAUUGUCUCUUACCUGAGUCAAAAUUUUAUAACCUGGGCUUGGGAUCUGACAAAGGACGCCAAUAGAGCAAGAUUUCUGACAAUGUGCAAUAGACACUUUGGCAGUGUUGUUGCACAAACCAUUCGGACUCAAAAAACAGAUCAGUUUCCACUUUUUCUGAUUAUUAUGGGAAAGCGAUCAUCUAAUGAAGUAUUAAAUGUGAUACAAGGUAACACAACAGUGGAUGAGUUAAUGAUGAGACUUAUGGCUGCAAUGGAGAUCUUCACAGCCCAACAACAGGAAGAUAUAAAGGACGAGGAUGAACGUGAAGCCAGAGAAAAUGUGAAGAGAGAGCAGGAUGAGGCCUAUCGCCUUUCACUGGAGGCUGACAGAGCGAAGAGGGAAGCUCAUGAGAGAGAGAUGGCAGAACAGUUUCGUUUGGAGCAGAUUCGCAAAGAGCAAGAAGAAGAACGUGAGGCCAUCCGGCUCUCCUUGGAGCAGGCCCUGCCUCCAGAGCCAAAGGAAGAAAAUGCUGAACCUGUGAGCAAACUGCGGAUCCGGACCCCCAGUGGCGAAUUCCUCGAGCGGCGUUUCCUGGCCAGCAAUAAGCUCCAGAUUGUCUUUGAUUUUGUAGCUUCCAAAGGAUUUCCAUGGGACGAGUUCAAGUUACUGAGUACCUUUCCCAGGAGAGACGUAACCCAGCUGGACCCAAAUAAAUCAUUAUUGGAGGUAAAGUUGUUCCCUCAAGAAACCCUGUUCCUUGAAGCAAAAGAGUAAACAGCCCAGCAGUGGAACUAGCUGUUCCUUGACAAACCAGAGGCCUGCAUCAAGAAGGGCUUCUCGCCAUCCCACCUACACACUCGUCUCACUCAAUUCAGUGUCACUUCUGCCUCUUGCAAGAUUGCUGGAAAAAAAAAUAAUAAACGUAACUACUUAAAAUUUCC